AUGCAUAAGUCCAGUCAGCAAGAAGGGGACCAGCCCAGAAGACAAGACUCCCAAGGAACUUCUGGAACCCGGCUCGGAAGAGAAGUGCGGUCCCAGCUCCCGGAAAUCACAUUGAGGCCGGCUUUCACCGGAUCCCAGCACUGCUGUUCGGAAGAAGAGCAUCAGGCUGCAAUGGCUGCUCAUGUUCAUCACCCGGAGUCAGUCAUCUGGGAAUGCCCCCACAAACAUGAUCUACAUCAAUUCGAAGAGAAUGUGACUCUGGAUCCUCAAACGCGUCAUCCCAACCUCUACCUGUGCUGGAAACACAAGUGCGUGAGAUGGUACCAGGAACCGCAGGAUCUGCCCGACAACCAUGAGAGAUUUGACUCCGUUCCCUGCGUGCUGGGCUCUGAGGGGUUCACCAGGGGGAACCACUACUGGGAGGUGGCGGUGGGGAAUCACCCGGAGUGGGCUGUGGGGGUGGCCAAAGAGUCUGUGGUAAGAAAGGGAUGUUUCCAGUUUACCCCAGAGGAAGGGAUCUGGGCUCAAGGGUGUUGGUGGGUUAGAUGCGGUUCUGACUGGGAACGACAUGUGGCGGGUGAACCAUCUGUCCCCAAGCCUACAGCAGAUGACCCCCAUGAGGCAGGGAACGGUGGAGAUCCGAGGGCGGGUGUGGAAAAGCUUGGGAUACCAGGGCACAAGACGAUUGGGGUCUUUCUGGAAUACGGAAAGGGAAAAGUGACCUUUUUCCAACAGGACAAGCUCACAAUCAUGCGAGCCAAUUUCGGCGGCGAGAACGUCUUUCCUUUUUUCUACGGGGCCCCAGGUGCCCACUUCAAAGUGAUUUCUUGAGACACAGAGGAAAUAUCCCCUCUGACAUGGAUUUCUUGGGUUCUGCCAGUGGCUAUCCUAUCCUCAAAGUCUCUAUGCCCCUGGCGGACGCCCUUCGCAUUCCCGACAGGACUCUCUUAGCUGCGUAGUUGCUAAUACCUCUGAUUCCGCAGGGCUUCCGUGUUCCUGCGGAACUUUUUCUUUCUAUGUCUCCCGUAAGGGAUGGAAUAGCAUGUCGAUUCUCCAAAUAACUGAGGAGCAAAAGCUUAUCGGUUCAUGCUACAGACUACGCGCAUUCCUCCCUCCCCACCCUUGCCAGUCAAUGUUUUAG
This is a messenger RNA of Pelodiscus sinensis (Chinese soft-shelled turtle), 1141 nucleotides long. NCBI's taxonomy places the organism in Eukaryota, Metazoa, Chordata, Testudines, Trionychidae. The record is from RefSeq and is a predicted model, not a curated record.